AGUUAGGUGAGUUACAGUCCAGCAUGAGUGAGUUACCUGCACGGUAGCUGCGGGGUGGGCUCUAACCAGAUAACAAGGCCACCGUUUCUUGGCAGAGAGAAAUAAGAUCAUUUGGAGAAGAAAGAUAAUUUCUCCCUUGAGUCACAACGAGAAAGAAACUGAAAAAAGAGCGCAAAAGCUAUGCUGCUCCAAUCAAAACUGAAAAUGCUUUUCUGUGCCUGAGCAACUUUGAGAGGAUUGACUUAAGUGGAUGAGAUGAUUGCUUGGCUGAUCUCUCUGAGAAGUAUUGAAAUGCUACUUUUGGCAGUGCCUUGCCUGAGUUUCCACAUUGAACCUGAAGAAGGUAGCAUUGCAGGGGGAACGUGGAUCACAGUCAUUUUUGAUGAUUUGGAGUCCAGUCUCCUUUAUCCCACCAAUGGUUCUCAGCUGGAAAUACACCUGGUGAAUGUGGCUGUGCCUGCACUGCCCAGCAUCCCCUGUGAUGUCUCCCCUGUCUUCUUGGAUUUGCCGGUGGUGAUGUGCAAGACCAGGUCUCUGCUGUCCCAAGUACAUGAGGGCAUGUACCGCCUGGAAGUGCACUCUGGGGGACAGGUGGUAGGCAGCCCAACUGCAGGACUGCCAGACAGCUGUUCUUUCAAGUUUUCCAGGGCACAGACACCCAUUGUUUACCAAGUGAGUCCACCAAGCGGAGUUCCAGGACAACUAAUACAUGUGCAUGGCUGGAUUAUCACUGGACGAUUGGAAACCUUUGAUUUUAAUGCUGAGUACAUUGAUAGCCCAUUGAUCUUGGAAGCUCAAGGAGACUACUGGGUCACUCCUUGCUCUCUUGUAAAUAGGCAGACUGGAAGCCGCUACCCCCUUCAGGAAGAUCAUGGUCUUGGCACUCUGCAGUGCCGUGUGGAAGGCAACUAUAUUGGUUCCCAGAAUGUUAGUUUCUCAGUAUUUAACAAAGGAAAGUCAAUGGUCCAUAAGAAUGCAUGGCUGAUCAGUGCUAAACAGGACCUUUUCCUGUACCAGACAUACUCAGAAAUACUGUCUGUGUUUCCAGAAACUGGGAGCCUUGGGGGAAAAACAGACAUCACAAUUACAGGAGACUUCUUUGACAUCCCUGCCCAGGUCACCAUUGCAGGCAUUCCAUGUGAUGUUAGACACGUGUCUCCCACGAGGAUUGCAUGCACCACUAGGGCCCCGGGAGAAGGUGCAAGGCUCACUGCUCCUCAGGCAGGCAACCGGGGGCUUCUUUUUGAGGUUGGAGAUGCUGCUGAGGGCUUAGACCUGACCGAAGCCACCCCUGGGUACAGGCGGCAGAUUGUCCCUAACGCCAGUUCUCCAUUUGGAUUUUGGUCAAGGGAAGGGCAACCUUUCAGAGCACGGCUCAGCGGGUUCUUUGUGGCCCCAGAAACAAAUAAUUACACUUUCUGGAUCCAGGCGGACAGCCAAGCUUCCCUGCAUUUCAGUCUGUCAGAGGAUCCUAGGACCAAGGUGAAGGUGGCCUCCAUCAGGGUGGGCACUGCUGACUGGUUUGACUCCUGGGAGAAUGGGAAUGAUGAAGGCACCUGGCAGCGGAAGUCCCCCAAGUUGGAGCUGCUCAGGGGAGCCAGGUACUACCUGGAGGCAGAGCAGUGUGGGAAAGCCCCCAGCAGGGGCAUGAGAAUUGGUGUCCAGAUCCACAACACCUGGCUGAAUCCGGAUGUGGUCAGCACCUACCUGCGGGAGAAGCAUCAGAUCCGAAUCCGCGCUCGGAGACUUCCGGAGAUCCAGGUGCUAACUGUGUCUGGAAGUGGGAACUUCUUCCUUACUUGGGACAAUGUCUCUAGCCAGCCUAUCCCUGCAAAUGCCACAGCCCGUCAGAUUCAAACUGCCAUUGAAGAGUUACUUGCAGUCAAAUGCCAGCUGGAACCCUUUUCGGCUAACAUCCUACUUCGCGUUGGAUUUGAAGAAGGCCCAGAAGGUUCCAGCUUUGAUGGGGACCUCACCAGUGGGACAGAGCCCUUCUGUGGGAGGUUCAGCCUCUGUCGGCCUCGACACCUUGUCCUCACACCCCCUGCUGCCCAGCGGGGCUACCGGCUGGACCAGUACACACAGCUGUGCAUGGCAUACAAAGGCCACAUGAAUAAGACCCUGAAGGUGACCGUGUCUUUCACAAUCGAUCUUCAAAACAUCAUUAAGAACAUCACCUGUGACUGGAGUCUCAUCGGAACCAGUCCCGAAAGCUGGCGAUUCACUUGCACUAACCUCUGGAAGACUUGUGUGCAUUGCUCCACGCAUCUCCAGAGGCCUCUGGCAAACUCCCCAGUGCUGGUUCAUCGAAUUGACCUCUUCCCUCUGGCUCUGGAGACGGGAGUGUUCUGUGUGGAUGAAGUUAUUAUUGCAGACACAAACCUAACAGUUUCUCAGGCUGAUUCUGGAACAGCUCGCCCAGGCGGGAAUCUGGUGGAAUCACUCUCUGUGGUGGGAUCCCCUCCAGUCUACAAUGUAACCUCCUGGUUGGCAGGGUGUGGCUCAGAGCUCCCGCUCCUCACUGCAAGCGCUGUGCCCAUCAAAGGAGCAGAAGAAGGAUCCGGGUUGGUCCAGGUGGCAACGCAGAGACUUCAGAGAACAAGUCCACCUUUAGGAGGACACUUUCGCAUCCGCCUUUCUAAUACAGUGAUUCCUGAUGUUCCUGUACGUAUUUCAGCUAGUCACCUUUGCAAGCUCUUACAGAACAAUGCUGAUGACAUCACAUCCAGGUAUCUCAAUGUCAGUGACUUCACUGUGAAGGAGGAUCUGAAGUCUUGCUACGAACAUGUAUGGACUCUCUCCUGGUCCACCCAGGUUGGGGAUUUGCCCAAUUUCAUCCGGGUCUCUGAUGAAAAUCUAACCGGAGUGAACCCUGCUGCAACCACUCGUGUGGUAUAUGAUGGUGGAGUUUUUCUUGCACCCAUAUUUGGAGACAUGUUGGUUACUGCCAACCAGCACACUCAGGUAGUUGUGCAAGUGAAUGACAUACUAGCUCAUUGCUCAGGUUCCUGUUCUUUCCAGUAUCUUGAAGGGUCAACUCCCCGGGUCCACUCCGUGUGGUAUGCCCUUGAUGGUGACAUGGACCUACUGGUUUAUAUUACUGGAACUAGUUUCUCGGGGAACUCCCAGGCCUUGCAGAUUACAGUGAAUAAAACAAGUUGCAAAGUUAUUUUCUCAAACCAAACACAUGUAGUCUGCCAGACAGACCUGCUACCUGUCGGAGUGUAUCAGAUCUCAGUGCUGGUGAGACCCUCGGGUCGUGCCAUCAAUGCCAGUGGAGGAGGCCUCUUCCUGAAUGUGGAACCCAGACUGGAUGCUGUGGAGCCUCCAAGAGCUGCAGAGAUCGGAGGACUCUGGGCCACCGUCCGAGGCUCUGGUUUGGAAGAUGUCAGCCUCGUUUUAUUUGGAUCUCAGUCUUGUGCCAUCAAUGUCACCACAAGCAAUUCACGGAGAAUUCAAUGCCAAGUUCCACCCAGAGGGAAAGAUGGAGCCAUUGUGGAUGUGACGGUGAUCAGAGGGGACCAUUCUGCAGCUCUUUCCAUGGCAUUUACAUAUGACCCUUCUUUAAAUCCAGUGAUCAUUUCUCUGAGCAGAAACAAAAGUAACAUAGCAGGAGGUGAGACCCUUUUCAUCGGUGUGGCGCUGCCGGGGGACUGCUUGGAUUUGCAUGUGGAAGUCCACAUCCAGGAUUCCUUGGUUCGGGUUCAUGCGGAGACUGCCCAGGGCCUGGAGGUGGUGCUGCCCCCGCUGCCAGCUGGCCUCCACAGAAUCUCAGUCUCCAUCAAUGGGGUCAGCAUUCGUGCACAAGGGGUGGAUCCUCACAUCCAGUACAUCACAGAAGUUUUCAGCAUCGAGCCUUGCUGUGGGUCCCUCCUGGGUGGAACCAUCCUCAGCAUCAUACCAUGUAGAGACAGAAAUCUCGCUUUAAUUUGGGUGCUUGUGGGCAAUCGGUCCUGUGACAUUGUGAACUUAACAGAGACAGGCAUCUGGUGUGAGACGCCCACCCUCCUGCCGCCUGAGGCAGACAUCCUCACUGUCCCAGCCCCCGUGGAGGUCUGGGCUGGCAACAGGUCCUUCUCCCAGGCACCUGGACCACACCUGGUGGGGAAGGGCUUCACCUUCACGUACGAGGUGGCAACAACGCCAGUGGUCACUGCCGUGCGAGGAGAAUUCACAAAUAGCAGCCUGAGCCUCUAUGUGGAAGGAAAUAACCUCUCCAACUCAGUGAUGCUUCUGGGGGACUUGAGCUGCGACCUAGAGACACAGUCUUUCGGAAACAACAUGAGCCUGUCCGGGUGCUCCUUUCCUCUCCAUGGUUUGGAGGCCGGCGUCUAUCCCCUUCAAGUACGUCACAAGCAGAUGGGCUUUGCUAACAUGUCUGCGGUGCCCCAGCAAUUUGUGGUGACACCGCAGAUAAUGGCCAUCUCGCCAGCCCAGGGUUCUGCUUGUGGUGGGACGGUACUCACGGUGAACGGGUUGGCUCUCAACUCCAGGAGGAAGGCGGUUCAGGUGGAUCUUUCGGGUCCCGUUACUUGUGCGACUUUGAGCUUGGGGGACCAGACAAUCCUGUGCCAGGUUGACCUGCUGGGCGACUCCUUGCCUGGUGCUUCCUUCACCCUGAACGUCUCAGUCCUGGUCAAUGGGCUCCCCAGCGAGUGCCAGGGUAAUUGCACCCUUUCCUUGAGCGAAGAGACAACUCCUGUCGUGGAUGCCUUGACCACUAACAUCAGUGGGUCUCUGACUUCAGUGCUGAUUAGAGGUCAGAGGUUAGGCACCACAGCCGAUGAGCCAGCGGUAUAUUUGGAUGAUCAUCUUCCUUGUACUGUAACCUUCUUUAAUGCAAGCCACAUCACGUGCUGGAUAAGUGACUUGAGCCCGGGACUCCACUACCUAUCAGUUGUUCAUUCAAGAAAUGGGUAUGCUUGUUCUGGUAACGUUUCCAGACACUUCUCCAUUUUGCCUCAGGUGUUGGAUUAUUUCCCCAAGAAUUUCAGCACACAUGGCGGAGGCCUUUUGACCUUAGAGGGCACCGCCCUAAGAGGGCAGAACAGCACGUUGGUCUACAUUGGGCAGCGGGCCUGCCUGACGGUGACCAUCAGCGCGGAGCUCAUCCAGUGCACUGUUCCUGCAGGGAAUGGCUCUGCUGUCCUGGACAUAGAGGUGGAUGGACGUUCAUACCAGAUGGGCGCCAUUGAUUAUAGCAGCACCUUCACCCCGGAAUUGCUCUCUGUUUCUCACACUGGUGACGUCUUAACCUUUGUGGUGGCCCGGAUCUCAGGAGCUGAGAACGUUGACAUUUUUAUCGGGGUAUCCCCCUGUGUGGGUGUCUCUGGCAACUGCACGGUUCUCCAAUGCGUGGUCCCAGUCCUUGCUGCCGGGGAGUACCAAGUCAGAGGUUAUGACCACAUAAGAGGGUGGGCCUCAUCCGUCCUGGUGUUCACAUCGAGAGUUACUGUCACGGCAGUGACUGAGAGCUUUGGCUGCCUGGGUGGACGGCUUGUGCAUGUGUUUGGAGCAGGAUUUUCUCCAGGGAACAUCUCAGCUGCUGUGUGCGGUGCUCCCUGCCAAAUCCUGGCUAACGCUACAGUGUCUGCCUUCAGCUGCUUGGUUCUUCCCCUGGAUGUGUCCCUGGCUUCCCUGUGUGACCUGAAGCAUGAGCAGGAGAGCUGUGAAGCCGCCAGUCACACCUACGUGCAGUGUGAUUUGACUGUCACUGUGGGGGCAGAGAGACUGUCCGAAUCAUGGCCUUACCUCUACAUUUGUGAAGAAAGUUCCAAUUGCCACUGGACAGAAUCAGCCUUUCCAUUGUUCUCAGGCCUCUUCAUCAGCCCUAAAGUGGAAAGAGAUGAAGUUCUCAUCUAUAAUAGCUCCUGUAACAUUACCAUGGAAACUGAGGCAAAGAUGGAGUGUGAGACGCCUAAUCAGCCAAUUACCGCCAAGAUUACUGAGAUACGGAAAAGCCGGGGCCAGAACACUCAGGGCAAUGUUUCCUUUCAUUUCUGCCGGAGGUGGUCAAGGGCUUACAGCUGGUUUCCUGCACGGGCGCCACAAGAUGGCGACAAUGUCACGGUGGAGAAUGGCCAACUGCUCCUGCUAGACACCAACACAAGCAUUCUCAACUUCCUGCACGUUAAAGGAGGCAAGCUGAUUUUCAUGGAUCAAGGAACCAUUGAGCUCAGGGCGCACUCCAUCCUUGUUUCUGAUGGUGGAGAGCUCCGGAUUGGAUCUGAGGACAAGCCCUUCCAAGGCCAAGCUGAGAUCACACUGUAUGGGAGUUUCCACUCUACCCGCUUUUUUCCAUAUGGAGUCAAGUUCCUGGCUGUGAGGAAUGGAACUCUUUCCUUGCAUGGUUCACUACCAGAAGUAAUUGUCACUCAUCUUCGAGCAGCUGCCUCUGUCCAUGACACAGUAUUGGCUCUAGAAGAUGCUGUGGACUGGCACUCUGGAGAUGAAGUUGUCAUCAUCAGUGGAGUGGGUGUUGAAGGUGCCAGACCCAUGGAAGAGAUUGUCGUUGUGGAAACUGUGCACAAUGCAGACCUGUAUCUGAGAUCACCCUUGAGAUAUUCUCACAACUUCACAGAGAACUGGGUAGCUGGAGAGCACCACAUUCUGAAGGCCACAGUGGCCCGGCUCAGCAGGAGGAUUAUCAUACGAGGAAAUCUCACCAGUGAGAGGACAGAGUUCCUUGCUUCAUGCCAGGAGGCUAACACUUCAGAAGGUAAUUUGCAGCACUGUUUGUAUUCCAAGAGUGAGAAGAUGCUGGGGUCCAGGGACCUGGGGGCCAGAAUCAUCAUUCAGUCGUUCCCAGAGGAGCCCAGCCGGGUACAGUUGCAGGGAGUGCAGUUCCGGAACUUGGGGCAAGCCUUCCAUAAGCAUCUGAGCUCUCUGACUCUGGUGGGAGCUAUGAGAGAUUCCUACAUACAGAGCUGCACCGUGUGGGGCUCCUUCAGCCGAGGCCUCAGCAUGUCCGGGACCGUGGGCCUGAAGGUGGACAGUAAUGUGUUCUACGAUAUUUUAGGCCAUGCACUGCUGGGAAACACAGUGUGUGCUGCUGGUUUUGGCUACUUUUUCCAUCUUAUGACCAACCAAACAUCACAAGCUCCACUUCUCUCCUUCACGGGGAAUAUUGCACAUUCUUGUACAAGAUAUGGACUCUUUGUCUACCCUAAGUUUCAGCCACCUUGGGACAAUGACACUGGCCCCACCCUGUUCCAAAACUUCAGGGUUUGGGGAAGUGCAGGUGGCGUGCAGAUUUUCAGAACUAGCAAUCUUCACCUGAAAAACUUCCGAGUUUAUUCAUGCAGAGAUUUUGGAAUUGAUAUCUUGGAAAGUGAUGCAAAUACUUUAGUUACUGACAGCUUAUUCCUUGGUCAUUUUGCUCACCAGGGAAGCUUGUGUAUGUCAGCAGGGAUCAAAACUCCCAAAAGAUGGGAACUGAUGGUAUCUAACACAACUUUUGUUAAUUUUGAUCUCACUGGCUGCGUGUCCAUCAGAACCUGUUCGGGCUGUUCCCAAGGACAGGGUGGAUUUACUGUGAAGACCAACCAGUUAAAGUUUACAAACUCUCCCAGUGUAGUAGCAUUUCCAUUUCCUCAUGCAGCAAUUUUGGAAGACUUGGAUGGGUCUCUGUCUGGGAAAAAUGGAAGUCACAUUCUUGCUUCCAUGGAAACCCUCUCAGAUUCUUGUUUGGUCAGUGCCAGAUUCAGUCAGAUUGUCCCUGGCAGUGUCUGUGGGGAAGGUGUUUUCUUUCAUCGUAUGUCUAUUGGAUUAACUAAUGCUCCGGAUGUUUCUUAUGACUUAACCUUGACUGACAGCAGAAAUAAGACAACCACUGUCAACUAUGUGCAUGACACAUUGUCUAACCCUGAUGGCUGGAUGGCUCUGCUCUUGGAUCAAGAGACCUACUCACUGCGAUUUGAGACUCCUUGGACCAACAGAUCUCUGCAGGGAAUUUAUUCAAUGUACUCAGCAACAUUUGACAACUUUGCUCCUGGGAAUUACCUCCGGCUGGUCCACACAGUCCCGUGGCCUUCCCCUGACAUCCUCAUAAGGUGCGGGAGUCAAGUGGGGCGGUCGUUGCCCUCUCUUCCAUCGCCUGGUAAAGACCAAGGCUGUGACUGGUUCUUCAGUAGCCAGUUGAGGCAACUCACCUAUCUGGUUUCAGGUGAAGGUCAAGUCCAAGUGAUUGUCCAGGUGAAGGAAGGUGUGCCCCCAACUAUUUCAGCUACUACCUCUGUGCCUGAAUCAGCUUUAAAGUGGUCCCUCCCUGAAUCAUGGACAGGCAUUGAAGAGGGCUGGGGAGGACACAACCAUACCAUCCCAGGCCCUGGGGAUGACGUCCUGAUUUUACCAAACAGGACUGUCCUUGUGGAUACAGACCUUCCAUUCCUCAAAGGCCUCUAUGUGGUGGGGACUUUAGAGUUCCCUGUGGACAGAAGCAACGUUCUGAGUGUGGCCUGCAUGGUCAUUGCAGGCGGGGAACUAAAAGUCGGUACUUUGGAAAAGCCCUUACAAAAAGAACAAAAGCUUCUGAUUCUCCUUAGAGCCUCAGAAGGAGUCUUUUGUGACCGUUUCAAUGGAAUUCAUAUUGAUCCAGGAACAAUUGGAGUAUAUGGGAAACUUCAGCUUCACAGUGCUUAUCCUAAGAAACCCUGGACAUGGCUUGGGGCUGACAUUGCUUCAGGCAAUGAGAGGAUUAUAGUAGAGGACGCCGUGGAUUGGCGACCCCAUGACAAAAUUGUGCUUGGGUCCUCUUCCUAUGAGCCUCACGAAGCAGAGGUCCUCACUGUGAAAGAAGUUAAGGGCCACCAUGUUCGGAUCCAGGAGCGGCUCAAGCACCGGCACAUUGGAAGCGUACACGUCCUGGAGGAUGGCCCAUCCAUUCGUUUGGCUGCUGCGGUUGGACUUUUGACCCGAAAUAUACAAAUCCAGUCUGAUACUUUGUGUAGGGGGAGACUGCUGGUGGGGUCCUUCAGGAAGUCCAGCAGAGAAGAAUUUUCAGGUGUCCUUCAACUUUUAAAUGUAGAAAUUCAGAACUUUGGCUCAGCAUUGUUUUCAUCCAUUGAAUUCAUGCAUGUGUCGGCAGGAUCCUGGAUAAUAUCUUCUGCUCUGCACCACAGCUGCGGUGGGGGCAUUCGCGCAGUUGCCAGUCAUGGGAUCAUUUUAAAUGACAACAUAGUGUUUAGCACCGUUGGUCACGGCAUUGAUUUGGAGGGUCAGGCCUAUUCUCUCUCUAAUAACCUUGUGGUUCUGAUGACACAGCCAGUGUGGUCUACCGUUUGGGUGGCAGGCAUCAAAGUGAACCAGGCAAAGGACAUCAGCCUCCGUGGUAAUGUCGUGGCAGGAUCGGAGAGACUUGGCUUUCACAUCCGAGGCCAGAGGUGUUCCCCUCUUGAAGCUCUCUGGUCUGACAAUGUGGCCCACUCAAGCCUUCACGGUCUUCAUCUCUAUAAGGAAAGUGGACUUGGCAACUGUACUAGAAUCUCUGGCUUUUUGGCUUUCAAGAACUUUGACUACGGUGCCAUGCUACAUGUGGAGAACAGCAUGGAGAUAGAGAAUGUCACUCUGGUGGACAACGCUAUCGGUCUUCUGGUGAUAGUAUAUGUGUCUUCUGCUUCACAGCCUUCAAUCGAAAAUGUGCAGAUUGUGCUUAGGAAUUCAGUCAUUGUGGCCACUAGCUCCUCUUUUGACUGCAUUCAGGACAGGGUUAAGCCUGGCUCUGCCAACUGGACAUUAAUGGACCGAGCUCCUUCCAACCCCAGAGGGGGUCGAGUUGGUAUUCUGUGGCCAGUGUUCACCUCAGAACCAAAUCGGUGGCCUCAGGAACCAUGGCACAAAGUGAGAAAUGGCCGUUCAGUUUCAGGAAUCAUGAAGCUUCAAGAUGUCACUUUUUCUAGUUUUGUGAAGAGUUGCUAUAGCAAUGACCUAGAUGUAUGCAUUCUGCCCAAUGCAGAGAACACUGGAAUCAUUCAUCCCAUAACAGCAGAGAGGACCAAAAUGCUAAAGAUCAAAGAUAAAAACAAGUUCUACUUUCCUCCUUUACAAACCAGGGAAGAUUUAGGAACACUGGUCUGCCCUGAAUCCGUUUGUGAAAGUCCAAAAAAAUAUCUCUUUAAGGAUCUCGAUGGGAGAGCCCUGGGUCUACCUCCACCGGUUUCUGUGUUUCCUAAAACUGAGGCAGAAUGGACUGGAUCCUUCUUCAACACAGGUACAUAUAGAGAAGAACAGAAAUGCACCUACCGAUCCCUGAUACAAGGCUACAUCUGCAGAGAGACUGACCAAGUGAUCUUAAUUCUUGACACUGUUAAUGCCACUUGGGCAGUGAGGAAGUUAUAUCCUGUUGUUUCUGUGACUAGUGGUUUUGUUGACACCUUCAGUAGUGUAAAUGCCAAUACUUCCUGCUCUACUUCAGGGUCUGUAUCCACUUUCUAUUCCAUUUUACCCACCAGGGAAACCACCAAGGUCUGCUUUGUGGAUCAGACUCCUCACAUUUUGCGUUUUUUUCUAUUGGGGAACAAAAGUACCUCCAAACUUCUGUUGGCUGUAUUCUACCAUGAACUCCAGAGCCCCCGUGUUUUCUUAGGGGAAAGUUUCAUCCCACCUAUUCUGGUUCAAUCAACUUCCUCAUUGCUGGAUGAGUCUGUUGGUUCCAACUAUUUCAGCAUCAUGGAUAACCUCUUGUACGUUGUCCUACAAGGAGAGGAGCUGGUUGAAAUACGCUCAGGUGUUUCCAUUCAUUUGGCCUUCACUGUGCUGUUUUCAGUCCUAGAAAAAGGCUGGGAAAUGGUGACCCUUGAAAGACUAACUGAAUUCUUCCAGAUUAGCCGAGACCAAAUUAGAUUGAUUUAUGAUAUGCCUGGCAAUGAAGCAACCUUAAAGGCUAUUGCUGACCGUAGAGCAAAAAGAAAGCGCAAUUGCCCAACUGUACCUUGUGCCAGUUAUUAUAGAGCUGGUCAACGUAGACCUCUCAUGAUGGAAAUGAACUCAUACAGGGUUCCCCCACCAACCACCAUGGAAACUAUGUCAAAAGUGAUGGUCAUUGAAAUUGGUGAUCUGCCAACAGUAAGGAGCCCUGGAUGGAUUCCAUCCUUAUCUAGCGACAAAUUACAGAAUUUGGCUCACCAGGUUAUCACCGCUCAGCAGACUGGAGUACUAGAGAGUAUGCUGAAUAUGACUAUUGGGGCCUUACUGGUGACUCACUCAGAGGGAGUCAUUGGCUAUGGAAAUACAAGCAAUUUUAAAACUGGGAACUCGAUAUAUGUUCGACCCUAUGCUCUUUCAGUCCUAGUCCAGCCUUCAGAUGGAGAAGUGGGGAGAGAGCUUCCAGUACAACCACAGCUCAUUUUUCUGGAUAAGCAGAAUCGGAGAGUAGAGUCCUUGGGGCUGCCAUCAGAGCCUUGGGCCAUUUCUGUUUCCCUGGAAGGGACUUCAGAUUCAGUGCUGAAAGGGUGUACUCAGGCAGAAACUCGAGAUGGUUAUGUGAGCUUCUCCAACUUGGCAAUUUUGAUUUCUGGGUCAAAUUGGCGCUUUCUUUUUACUGUCACUUCCCCUCCAGGAACCAAUUUUACGACUCGAUCCAGGCCAUUCGCCAUCUUACCUGUGACUCGGUCAGAGAAGUCGACCAUCAUCCUGUCUGCCUCCCUGUGCUCAGUGGUCUCGUGGCUGGCUCUUUGCUGUCUGGUGUGCUGUUGGUUUAAGAAAAGCAAAAGCAGAAAUAUGAGGAUGAAGGUCAUGCUGGGCAAGCUGAACCAACUCCCCCACCAGUCAGUAAACGGGGUGUCCAGAAGGAAGGUUAGCCGCCGUGCUGUCCGAGAAGAGGGUGGUGGCCGAGAAGAGGCCGCAGUAUCUGCUCCCAGUACGACCACUGUCACAUCCCCUGGGCACACCUGUGCUCCAGGCUCUCCUGGUCAGCAGAUGUGCAUGCAGGAGGCUGGAAACUGGAAAGAGGCCCAAGAGCAGUUGCUGAGAUACCAGCUGGCAGGUCAAGAUCAGCUGCUGCUGCUCUGUCCAGACCUCAGACACGGGAGGCAGCAGAUGCAGGAACAGAGUCGGCUGGCCAAGGACGGUGGCAGCUCAGGAAGUUCCCAAGAGAAGAAAGCAUCCUGUGGUGCCAGCGAGGCGUUCUGCCUUCAUUCAGUCCAUCCAGAAGGUAUUCGGGAGCAGCUGUGACCCAGGAGCAGCGUGGGCCUUUGGGCUGAAAGUCGGAAUGUUCAACAUGUUUCUUGAAAAUGAACAGGGGAGAGGAGGCCUGACUUAUAUGGACACUAAAAAGGAAGGACAUGGAAUCUAAAAUCUCUUUUUUUCAACUUUGAAAUGGGAGAUAGUCAUAUAAAUGCUUGAAGAUUGAAAUAAUGCUAGACAUGUCUUUUGUAUUUAUUAUGGAUCUUAGUCCAAUGUCAGUCAAAUAAUAGUUUCCCAAGUAUUUGUUAAUAUUUUACUUGUUAAUUGAAGCCUGAUUUUGCCAUCUUAAUAAUGAUAUAACACUUACUUAUACCAGUAGGGGUUGGUAUUAAGCUUCCUUUAGGAGGACCACCCCAAAUUCUUUGGGCUUCCCUUAUUAAGGGGUCAUGAGAAGAUCUGGUCUGCUACGAUUAUUUCUGCAGUGUUACAGUAAGAUUUUUUUUGUCUUAUAGGAACAUUUGAAUGGUAAGAGAUCUAUCAGAACUUACCUUUUAACUAGAACACAACUUCCUGGGUUUUUCCAAGCUGAUUUAACUUUAUGCUUAAAUGCAAUCAUUAUUGGGAGCUCACAAUAGAGCAAACAUAUCAAGUUUUCACCUCAUGAGUACUGAUACAUGAAAAUUGAUAUUCUCAUGGGAUUUGCUGAGAUUUUUAAUUAAAUAUAAACAUACAAGAAAAGCAAGUUCGGGAAAAUAAAUUGUUUAUAGGUCAAAGUUAUUUCUAGAUAGUAGUAGUAACUGGGUUACUGGGUAAAAUUACAACUGGAAUUAAAAAACAAAACAAAACAAAACAAAAAAAAUAACCUGUGUGUUGGGAGACCAGGAUAACCAAGUGGCCAAAUGGAUUCUCAGUUAACUCAUUUAUCAGAGAACUGCUUUGGCAGAAAAGUACUUCAUAGAGCUGUCUGAUGAGGUGGGGAAGAGAUUACAUGUGCAGCCUUUCUGGGCUAUGCUAGAGGCUCUAAUGGAGGCCAGAGUGUGGGCCAACUGGUGUUAAGCUGGGUGAGGAUGCCAAUGGCAAUGUCACCUAAUUCAUACAUUUCCACAGGGCCCACUGUGUUCGUACUAAAGGGCACUUUAAGGAGCGUGACUGUGUCAUUGGCUCUGGAUCCAGAAGGCCCUGUGCUCCGAAGGAGUAAAGCAAAGACAGCAGAGGGGAACAGGAUUUUCAGAAAGAACUUCCUCUCACCUUUUCCCUAAGUACAAAACCAGGAUUUUCCCACCUCCAGAAGGUUAAAGGGCUGUCCUGUGUUUGAUUUAGAACAGAGGAGGGAGACAGACUCUUCUAUGGCAGAAUUUUAAAUAAGGAUGCCCUGGAAUGAGCCCCAUAGAAAAUACUGGCAAAAAUUCAUCAUUACAGGGCGUCAAUGGGAAAAUAUGUGUCACCUUGCCAUGAGUUGGCAGGAGCUUUCUCGGCCUCUUUGUCCAUUCUUUCGGUGUCUUGUGACAUCUCAAACCUUCAAGCUGCCCCUAAAGGAGAUAGGCAGCCUCCUCCGUGGCACAGUGUUGAAUACAGAGGGAGGAACAAUUAGACGUACUUUCAAGAGAUCUUAAUCCAGACUCGCUGUGUUUAAGGAGGGCAUGGAUGGGCAAUAUGUCCUACAGACAUUAACUGUGGAGGCACAAAAUAGCUGCCUGAAGGGUAAAUCCCUUUGCAGACGUAUGUUUUUUGGGCACUAACAGUAUCUAAAAAAUAUAACAACAGAAAUAAUAACGUGAAUGGCUUAGGUGGGCUAUGCCUUCUCUAGUUUAAUUCAUCCCAGCUAUCACCUGUUCUUUAUCUCAUUUAUGUAGCUUCCUAGUCUGAGUAAUUUUGUUUGCAAUCUUUAGUCCUCAAAGAGCUGUGAUCUUUUUGUACAAAAACAUUUUAGAAGGUAAGGCUUUUGAGGAUUAUACAAUGGUAGGAGUCUUAGCACUACCUACUGAGGUCUGUCUACACAUUCUCCCUUUCACUCUGGUGACUUCUUUCACCACCUCAAAUUCCAGCCUAGAUUUCUUUCCCGAGCUCUGUGCCGUAUACUUAGCUGCCACUGAGAACUAUCCGCUCGGAUGCCCUGCAGCCUCUACGCCUUGACAUGGCCUCACAGCCCCCUCCUCCUCACGCUUUCCCUAACGCAAUACACCAUGUCCCUGCACUCAGACCAGGCAUCUAGAAAUGAACCAUGAUUCCAUGUUCUAUCUUACCCUUCCCAAAGGGUCAGCUACCAGCUCUGUUAUUUCUAUUCCUUCUUUACUCUUCUCCUAAUUUUUACUAUUGUCUUAUCCAUCCUCCCUGUGCCAAAAGACUCACCUUUCUGGAAGGCAAGUUUGAUUCUAUCCUUCUGUUUAGGAAUAAUUAUAAUAGCCUAUUAAUUCUACCCCCAGCAAACCCGGAUCCCUGUGGUCAGAAUGGAUUCUUUGGCUCUGAACAACAGCCACAAACAUCCAGAGUAACUUGCAGGGUUCUCGAACGGGGCAUGGAAUUUCAGAGUCUGGCCAGAAUUGCCCAAACCAUAGUUAAGCCCAUCCUCUUUUUCCUUCUCAAAAAAUGAGAGAAUUGUGUAAAUGCUGGAAACAAAUAGAACAGCUCAUAAUUCAUUCAUGUCUGGAAAUGAGCUGAUUAGAUAAAGCAUAACUAUAGGUUGGCCAAUAUUAAACUUAUUAAGACCAUUAAUAUGGGUAAUCCAGCAAGUAUUUUAAAGCAGUGACAACCCUUUAUUCAAAUAAAUAAUUGAAAAAUAUCUUGUUCCUGUGUUAUUCCAAAGAAUCUAUUUCUGCCUCCCAUUUCUGAUUUUUAUAUAAGGUGAACUCCUUUCCCCCAAGAUUCUGAACAAACUAAAAUUCUAGAUAGUUUAAAAGAAUUGUAAAUGUUUAUGGGUAUUAAAGUUGAGAGAAGAAUGAAGGAAAUUAGGGUAGUUUCCACCAUCUCUUGGGUUUUGGGGAUUGUGUUCAGGGAAAGUACCAGACUGUGACCGAACUUCAUAUCUCAGGGUAAGUGACUGAGCCAAUCUGACCAGGGUUGUGUCCUGCAGCAAACAUGCCCAUGUUAUUGCCCAGUGAGGCUACUGAAUACCAAAAGGCCUUUAGCUCCCUCAGGACCCAGUCCUUUCCAUUAUUACCUAGUUGAAUCACUCCCUUCUGUCUUGCUGUCUGACUCCCAAAGUAUAAAAUUACUAUACAUUGAAAUGUAUGCAAACUCUAUGCAAAAAUGAGUAUGGGGAAAUUGAAUGUAAAUUACAUGCAAAUAUUCAAUCAAGAUUCUAUAAAAUUGUAUAUGUCAAUAACAGUAAAGGAUUUUAAUUAAUUCUGUCUUUAAAACUCAUGCAUUUAUUCCAUAUUUUGUUUCUGGAAUUUAUAAUGUAUCAGUGUCAACUUUGAAAGAGCUAUAAGCAAAAGGAAUUAUACUACUGAGCAUAGAAGAGUUGAUUUCAACAUACACUAUAGCACUGUGACUAAUUACAUAUAUAUUUGAGAGACAAGUCACAUUUCCAGAAUGUAAUUUGUUAAAAAAUAAAUAAAACGUUUCUAUGAAGUUGAAUGAGAUUUAAGUGGUAAAACACAGACUUGCCUGUUUACAAAUAUUCUUCUGGCUUUGUUAUUUAUAGUCCUCAAUAAAGACCAAGAUUUCUUUGCUUGGAACAAUUCAAGAAAAAGUAGAUUCUGCCCAUCAAUCUGGUCUGCUUUGAGACAGAAGGUUCAUUUAAUGCAGUUGUAGGACUUUCUGAAAUCUAAUUGGAUUUGAAAGAGUGAUUCUUUAAUUCUAUAUAGGCCCCUUCAGAUCUCUUCACAAAUUGUUUGAAAGACUUUUAUUCACACAUUUCAUUACUUCCUCGGUUUUCAUUCACUGCACCAUGGACUUCCCUC
Molecule: messenger RNA, 16022 nt
Organism: Myotis davidii
Lineage: Eukaryota; Metazoa; Chordata; Mammalia; Chiroptera; Vespertilionidae
Gene: PKHD1
Product: polycystic kidney and hepatic disease 1 (autosomal recessive)
Exons: 65
Coding region: 256-12168 (3970 amino acids)
Source: RefSeq, a predicted model, not a curated record